This is a messenger RNA of Suillus discolor, 1029 nucleotides long. RefSeq lists its product as uncharacterized. NCBI's taxonomy places the organism in Eukaryota, Fungi, Basidiomycota, Agaricomycetes, Boletales, Suillaceae. The transcript has 4 exons. The annotation marks the transcript as partial. The record is from RefSeq and is a predicted model, not a curated record.
CAGGCAGUCAAAGCAUUGCAGCUCGAAGUUCAGCGUCUGUGCGAAGAAAAUCGUGCUCUCAAGGAGAAGAACAAAGUUCUACUUGCCGAGAAGCCCAAACGGAAGCGGCGCGUUGAAGCACCUGAUGAACUCGUUGCUCACGAACAGACCAUCUCACUGUAUGCUCGUAAAUACGGCAUGACAGUGGAGAUGUUUCCGGACAAUGAACUUCUCACCAAGAAGCUGCCGGAUUUGCCUACACCAUUCGAUAGCCAUGACCGUUACAAGACUGCUGCAACUCAGGAAACGGCCUUCUUAGACGAACUUUACAAGCAUUUCCCAGAACGCGUCCAUCGAGCCAUACAGAGUGUGUACUUCAAAGACCUCGUACGUCACAUAUUUUCGAUGCUCGUUCAAACGAGAUCAAAAAAUUACGUGGCAGUUGCUGGAGAUAUUUUUGACCUUCCUGCGAAGUACUUUGCCAAUCCUAGUUUCGACAGAGCCAGCGUUGUCGAAAUUCAAAAGAUGCUUGGAGUGUCUGGCAAGACGCAGGCUUAUAAAAUCUUUCCGCCUCUUUUGUUCCCAGGUCUGCAAGAAGACACCACCCUCAAGACUGUUUUCGGCAACUGGAUACUUUUCGCCAAGAUUCUGAGAGCAUCACUGCAUGGCGUCACCUCGCUUCAUCAAGAGCCUUGUGGCGGAUCAAAGACUAAUGCUCGGAAGUGGAACUUUCAACAAGUCACUCCAGGAUCUAUCGCAUGGGCGGCAGUUAUCGCAAUAUUUCUGCUCUCACCCGACUCCGAAUUUCCCGGUUCGGGAGUGGGGAAAUCAUCGACCAUCAGUUACAAAGACCUGUUCUUUCAAUAUAAGAAGAUGCUCAUUACAAAGUGGGACACCAGGCGCAUCAAGAAUAUUAUGGUCAGUAUCAACAACCACAUUUUUGGCACCGCAAAGUUGUCCACCCUCAAUCCCGCUGGUGGCGAAGACUUUUCGGAUGAAAUCAAUCGCGCUAUGCUCGCACUCGACAUGUCAUCAGACAGUGAAGCAGAU